Messenger RNA from Periophthalmus magnuspinnatus, 1672 nucleotides. RefSeq lists its product as uncharacterized. The transcript has 6 exons. Bases 480 to 1241 code for a protein of 253 amino acids. NCBI's taxonomy places the organism in Eukaryota, Metazoa, Chordata, Actinopteri, Gobiiformes, Gobiidae. The record is from RefSeq and is a predicted model, not a curated record.
GAGGAGAAGCAGCGCGCGAAGCUCCGGUGGCGGCGGUGGCACAUCCUCACUGACAACGGGCCAGGCACUGUCCCGAGCCCACAGCAGGGCAGCUUCAGCGGGGCACACGCUCUGGAGCCCGCCUGGCAAAAGAUGAGUCAGAUAGCUUGGAGUCAUGCAUAUGUUUUCCAUAAAGGUAGAAUAUUACAGAUCAUUUGAAUAUUUUGUAAAGUGGAAGGACCCUAUGAAUCCAAAACGAAAUUCUAAAUGGCCUAAGAAUAGCCCAAGUGAAGACUCCAUACACCGUAAGAUGGAGGGAAAGAGGCAACUGAAGUGGAGGAAAAAAGGCACAAUCUGGCAACACAGGAGCUGAUGUGGAGAAGCAGAGUGACAAUGACAUUUUGGACCUCAUUGACAGAACUCAUGAGUAUCUGCCUGAGGAGACCGGCAUAUUAGUGGAGGUGGCAGAUGAAGGGGUUGACCACUCGGAAGAUGACCAGAUGUCAGUCAGCAGCGUCAUGUCAGGACCAUCCCGCCGUUAUAACCCCUGUGCUGACAAACCACUGACCCUAUGUCCAGCCUGCCGCAAACUUCAGCAGAAGGCAAAGAGGAUGAAAGCACCUCGCAAGGACAAACUCUUGGACACCAACCCCAAAUCUCUCACAUGUGAUCAAUGGAUUCUGCUCAAACCAUGGAGAAGCAAAAAGAAGUUUGACGGCAGGGGGAAUCAGUUGGGUAUUGUGCAGUCAAUCCACAAACUACUAGUGGUGAAAAAAUCCAAGAAAAAAAAUUAUCUGGGGGCUGAAGAUAUGUGCUCAAGACCGCAUGUAUUUUUACAAAGAAAUCUCUUCCACUGGAUGAAAAAGCCAAUGAUGAAGGAGAGAAAGAAGAACCGGAAGAAGAGGGCUCGAGAAGACUCUCAGGGCACACGUGUGGCUAAACGGAAACGUACCCACAACAACGACCAACCAAUCAGCAACAGCCUUAUUCACAACACUGAGCCAAUAAGAAAUUGUUUCACUCACAACAGCAGUCUUGAUCCGAUAAGUAGUCCCUGCAGCACCUCAUCUCUAGAAAGUGGUCCAGACGACUCUGAUCUGAUGUGCAGGCUGCUCCCUGUGUCUGUCCCCUCUGAAGCAUCGGACAGUUUUAAGGAGGUCACAAAUUGUCAAAUUGUCUCUAAAAAAGUAGGUGGAUUCAAAGACUUACUGGCCCAGCUGAGAGGGAACAACAGCAUGAUCAUCAGAGAGACCCGAUCCUGAGGUGACCCCCACAUUUAUUAAGAAAUGGUGGUGGUCCUAGUUAAAUAGUUAAAAUUAUUUGUUUGAUAAUUGCCUCUUCUCCUUAUACAGCACAGUAACUUGAUAAUCUCUUGUUUCACAAUAUGUUAUUGUAAACCCAGAACCUUGAAUGUUUUUUUUAACCAACACAAGCGCAUUUGUGGGUGCUUUUUUUUUUUUUUUUUAACAACUCUUUUAUUUUGACAUUGGACUAGAGUGUAUACUGUGCAAAACUGAAGCAUUACUAUUACUACUGGUAUUUUUUUUUAAUUCAUGAAGUUUUUCAGUUUUUGUUCAAGUAGAACAAUGUUAAUAAUAAAUAGGUUUGCCCCCUAACAUUAGUUGUACAGUGCAUUUGACCUAUAACCAUAAAAAUAAAGAAAAGUAAAGAGUUGAAAUAAAAUAAGUUGUGG